Vitis riparia (riverbank grape) is the source of this 1871-nucleotide messenger RNA. RefSeq names its product xyloglucan galactosyltransferase XLT2. Gene Ontology annotation, biological process: xyloglucan biosynthetic process. Gene Ontology annotation, molecular function: galactosyltransferase activity. The record is from RefSeq and is a predicted model, not a curated record. NCBI's taxonomy places the organism in Eukaryota, Viridiplantae, Streptophyta, Magnoliopsida, Vitales, Vitaceae. The transcript has a single exon. The coding region runs from base 112 to 1581 and encodes 489 amino acids.
GAAGCCUAGGAACCAAUAUCACCGCUUUGCACGCUGUUUUUUCUCCCACACGCCACGAACCCUAGGUUUCCGGCCACGAUUUCGCCGGAGAAUCCCUAAACCUACUCUCUGAUGCUUCCCGUUUCCGAGAACCCCUCGACGGAACUCCACAAAAAACCCAAAACCCCUCUCUUGUUUGAUCGAAAGAGCUCUUUCAGCUCGCUCCAAGCUUAUUUCUCGGUUUACCACCCUCGCACAUGGCUCAUCUUCACCAUUCUUCUUCUCCAAGUUCUCCUUUUAUUCAUGGCUCGUUCUCUCCCCAUAUCCAUCUCCAUUCCUCGCAACCGCCAACACUUCCCGACACCUUUCACCGCUCCCGCCGUCCAAGUCUCCGGCAACCCAGAAUGUGCCUUCGGCAAGGUCUUUGUCUACGAUCUCCCUCCGUUCUUCAACCGGGAACUGGUGAAGAACUGCGACAAAUUGAACCCGUGGAGCUCGCGGUGUGACACGCUGACGAACGACGGGUUCGGCCAGAGAGCCACUGGACUCGCCGGUGUAGUGCCGGAGGAUCUGAUGCCGGCGUGGUACUGGACGGACCAGUUCGUGACGGAGAUUAUCUUCCACAACCGGAUUUUGAAGCACCCGUGUAGAACGUUUGAGCCAGAAGCUGCUACGGCGUACUACAUACCGUUUUACGCUGGACUCGCAGUUGGCAAAUAUCUUUGGUCGAAUUGCAGCCAUCAGGAUCGCGAUCGGCACGGCGGGAUGUUGCUGACGUGGGUCAGGGACCAGCCGUACUGGAACAGAUCCAACGGCUGGGAUCACUUCAUCACACUCGGUCGAAUCACGUGGGACUUCCGACGGUCCAAAGACGAGGACUGGGGGUCGAGCCUCAUCUACAUGCCACUGAUGCGAAACAUCACACGCCUCCUCAUCGAACGAAACCCUUGGGACUACUUCGACGUAGGUGUACCCUACCCCACAGGAUUCCACCCAAGGUCCGACGCCGACGUCCUCCAGUGGCAACACCACGUCCGCACACGUAACCGCACCACCCUCUUCUCCUUCGCCGGCGCGACACGUGGCGCAAUUCGCAACGACUUCAGAGGCCUCCUGCUGAGACACUGCCUGAACGAAUCGGACUCGUGCCGAGUCGUGGACUGCGCAGGAACUCGUUGCUCCAACGGCACAUCAGCGAUUCUGGAGUCGUUCCUGGACUCCGACUUUUGUCUGCAGCCGAGAGGCGAUAGCUUCACCCGCAGGUCCAUUUUCGACUGCAUGAUCGCCGGCUCGAUCCCGGUCUUUUUCUGGAGGCGAACCGCGUAUUUCCAAUACGAGUGGUUUUUACCGAGUGAACCGGGGAGUUACUCAGUGUUUAUACACCGAAACGAAGUGAAAAACGGAACAUCUAUAAGAGGAGUUUUAGAGAGUUACAGUAGAGAAGAAGUAAGAAAAAUGAGAGAAAAAGUGAUUGAUUAUAUACCGAAAUUAGUGUAUGCAAGACCCGAUGCGGGUCUGGAGAGUUUCAAGGAUGCUUUUGACGUUGCCAUUGAUGGGGUAUUGAGGAGAAUGAAGGAGCAAGAGGGAGGGUAUAAGUGGUAGAAAAAAGUAAUCAAGAGGGUAAAUUGGGGAGAUUCGAGUUGAGUCAGCCUGCCAAUAUUAAGGUAAAUAAAUAAUAAAUAUUGGAUAGGAUUCGGAAUUUUCGGAGGGAAAGUGGUAGUUAUUAGUUAGUACAAUUUUUAUAUCACUCUAAUGAUGCAGGUAUACACUUGUAGAGUUAAAUGUCACCACACUUGUAUUCUUUAAAUCUGUAUUUUUGUUUUUUUGUAUUGGAAUGCUUAUUUUCUUAAAAUGAAAUAAAAACGGUUGAUUGUAAAUGUGAUUUGAGGGAA